Symbiodinium natans is the source of this 981-nucleotide messenger RNA. The record is from the annotation of a GenBank genome assembly. Lineage: Eukaryota; Dinophyceae; Suessiales; Symbiodiniaceae.
AUGUCCGGCUUCGAUUACUCGAAGUGGGACCGACUCGAAAUAAGCGAUGAUGAGACCACGUUCCACCCGAACCUGGACACCGGCUUGAACAUCCGCGUGAACAGAAUAACACGAGAUAGAAAAGAAGAGGAGAUCGAAAGCGAGAAGCAGAAGCUUAUCGAGAAGGGUGAAAAGGACAAGGCGGAGAAGCUGGAGUCCAAACGGCCCUUGCACAUCAACAACGUCUGCCAUGUGGCCGAGGAGCGCACCAUCAUCCAAUCCAGUGACGGGUCUAGAAAAGACAAGCUGAAGAAGGGCGAGGAGUCCUUCAGUGUGGAUGACUACUCCCUUUUUAAAACAGACAACAAGGCCAUUCUGGACAAGUUCGCCAACGCCGAUUGGGAGACGUCCGAGGGUCUGUGCAAGGAGUAUGGGCACAUAUUGAUGGAUGAUUAUGCCAACAGCUAUUUUAUGUUGGCCGCCCUGGACGCCGAGAUGAAGGGCGACAGAAAGGAGAUGGAGAAGCUGGCAAGACAGGGCCAGAUCAUCUCGCAGAUCCAUCAGCUUGCUGAGCCCAUGCGACGGCCCGCGCGCGAUCUUGUGCCGCGAUUCUUUGAAAAGUUCCGCAAUGAUGCCUCGAGGGCGGCAUUUCAGGAGGGCGUGGAUCACUUCAAGAAGCAUUUGAUCCAGAGAGCCAUUGUCAAAAAGCAGGAGGAGGCCGAGGAAGCGAAGAAAGCACCUCCUCAACCAGAAGUGGCCGAAGAGGACAUGGAGCCCGUGUCACUUGUAGAGGCCAUGUACAGCAUGUCAAAAGAGGAGCGGAUGGGGCCUGAAGGUCUCGACCCAGUGGAGGUCUUUGAGAGCCUCCCCUCAGAGUUGCAGGAGUGCUUCAAGACUGGGGAUGUGGAAAUGCUCAAGCAGGUGGCGCAGAGCAUGGAGCCCAAGGACUUCGAGCACCACUUUCAGCGCUGCAUCGGAGCAGGUCUCUGGAGCCGAGGAUAG